Monascus purpureus is the source of this 2178-nucleotide messenger RNA. The record is from the annotation of a GenBank genome assembly. Lineage: Eukaryota; Fungi; Ascomycota; Eurotiomycetes; Eurotiales; Aspergillaceae.
CGAGAAGGUUCAUCAUCAUCACCCAUGCCGAAAGGGCGUCCCGAUGGUUAUAAUUGCUCUGCCUCUUUUCCGGCGCUGGAAUUCGGAAUUAGCCUCCCAUUCUGCUCUACUGCAAUAGUGCUUCCAUUCUGUUUAGCUUGCUGUCCGCUGAGGGUCUCCCUCCGCCCUAACUCCAUCUGGUAAUAUGCCCUUGUAGCUCCCGGACCUCCGUUCUUAGCGAUGCCCACCCGUCGCUCCCAUAGGAAGUCUCGCAAGGGUUGCCUUGCAUGCAAAAAGCGACAUGUCAAGGUUGGUGCAUCUCUUCUGCCUCGGCCUUUUUCAUAUCUUUAUUUCCCUUCACCUCUUUUUGAUGCAUUGUCCCACAGUGCGAUGAAGUACUCCCGAAAUGCAGUCUGUGUUGCAAACGAAACCUAGAAUGCAUCUAUCCCCCCGCGUCUGCCAGCCAGCAGCCCUCGCCGGCAUCUCAGGAGGACCGCGAAUCUCAGACACCUGGAUGCAACGGCAAUGCUGAUGGCGAUCUUCAUAUGCCCACAAGGAUGCUUGAGGUCAGAUUGCUUCACCAUUACUUGACGGUGACCUGUGAAACCCUGGUCAUGAAAACCCCAGACAUACAGCAUUUCCAGAUUUUGGCUCCACGGCUGGCUACGUCACAUAGCUAUCUGUUAGAUAGUAUACUGGCGCUCUCUGCCUUACACUUGGCCUUUCUGGAGCCGCACCAAUCCCGCCCGUGGCUGCACGCCGCGCUCAAGUACCAGAAUCAUGCCGUCUCCGGCUUCAACAAGGCACUGGCCAACAUGUCUCCGGAAAACUGCAAACCGGCAUUUUUCUGCUCCAUUUUUACCAUGCUAUUCACCACUGCCUUCCCCGGGAUCUCCCAGGACAGCCAGCUGGUGGACCCUCUGUCCGAGGUCUUCCAACUUCGCACUUUGGUUGCUGGCUGCAUGAUCCUUUUCAUCCAGUUAGCCGAGAAUGACACCACCGGUGAUAUGAAGACUUGGAUGCACAUCGUCCUCCCUGAAGAGAGACUGGAUGAGGAGCGUGCAUUUUUGAUCACAAAAACGGAUCCGAAACUGGUCAAGAUACAUGGUUCCAUCUUAGACUCUCUCGACAGAUUACGGACAAUGAUUGAUGGAAGCGUAGCGACACAUCAAGAUAUCUACAAGAACACAUGGUACUUGCUCUAUGAUACCGUCGAACGAUGGCCAAUACUGAGUCCUAAAGGCGGCAUCGUCGCUUGGCCCGUCAAUAUUUCCGAAUCGUUCUUCUGUUUACUGAAAGGCGGCGACUGGAUUGCUCGCAUGAUAUUCCUGCACUAUUGCGUUGCCAUGCAUCUGAUCUCAGAUAAAUGGUUUGCAAGGGAUUCAGGACGACGUCUUGUCUCUUCAUUUCUGAACCGUCUCGAAGGAUACCCACCGGCGUGGGCCGAAACCAUUGCCUGGGCGAAGCAGGCCGUCGAAAUCAACAGCUAGACAUGUUACGCUGCUAUACAUUUCACCGUCUUGGUCAUACUCUAGAAGUUGAGAUGUUUGUUUCUUUUAUGUCUUCUUCCCGGCCAAUCAGAGAUAUCGUGCGGCAUCUCCGCGAAGAUAAUAACAACAAUCUUUAAUACCUUCCGAGCAGGAGGUCAAACUUAUGACCUGACCUGUACCUCUGACCGGAAUGCAUCAAAAUAUACGGACGCUUACCACAUAACCACACGACCUAUAUCGACGCUGCUGCAAUACUUUGGCUACCGUCUAUGGAUGGUGGCGAGCAGUAAAUGGAGGAAGCAGCCGUAGUAUGUGGGAUCUGGAAAACUCAGUCCAGAUCAGCUGAACUUGGUGCAACCUUGAAUGGAGGAUAUGAUGAUAAGGGCAAGCAUUGCCCCAAGAUUUGGAGACAUAGUGACACCACUGAACAGGAGAGGAAUUGUCUAGUAUAAAAAUGAUGUCUAGAUUGUAAAAUGAGGACCUGUGAAUUGUCAUUUACCGUUAGUCUUGCCACCUCCGGCAUGGUCGCCCGAUACGCCGCAUCGUAAUCACCGCCCCCUUGCUGGCCUACAGACUAUAAGAUCGUUCCGUGUCUUUACCAAUUCCUCGUGCUUUCAAUUCUGCAGAAUGGGCCUUCAUGAUAGUGCUAUGCAGGCUAGGGACAGCGGUCUCGAUCCACUGUUGACAGAAGAUAUUUGACUAUUCGUCC